Messenger RNA from Suillus clintonianus, 1820 nucleotides. RefSeq lists its product as uncharacterized. NCBI's taxonomy places the organism in Eukaryota, Fungi, Basidiomycota, Agaricomycetes, Boletales, Suillaceae. Gene Ontology annotation, molecular function: protein binding. The coding region runs from base 147 to 1460 and encodes 437 amino acids. The transcript has 3 exons. The record is from RefSeq and is a predicted model, not a curated record.
UCGCUGACCAGGGGUUAACCUACUCUCACCUUUUGUCAUCGCUCUCAGUCUGGUCCACAUCAUUAGCCUGUUCCACAUCAUCAGCCUCAGUCUUUCCUUCUUCAAACCAUCAUCCUCCUUGAACAUUUCAACCGCAAGCAAAUAACAUGCAGACAGCCAAUUCACAAGUCAAUUACUCCUCGGCCUCGGAUAUAAUUGGUGCCCUGCAAAACAUCCUCGCACAUUCACAACAGAUGUCAGACUUCAAAACCCCGCACUCCCGAGCCAAUCAUAUCCCCAACACAAAUUACCCCGCCAUUGAGCUCAAAGGGGAAUGCAUCAGCAAUAUCGUCGCAGAACGCCAGCAGCAGCUGGAUACAGUUUCGCUCGACAUCUCAGGGCUAGAAACAGUCAUGGGCAACAUCGAAAAUCUUUACAAGCAACUCGUCGAACAGAAGAACAAGAUCAUCCAGUCCAUGACUUUCUACAAGGGACUCGUGUCGUCUCUCUGGCGCUUGCCAACUGAAAUCUUAUCCCAAAUUUUUCACCUCUGUCUCCCCGAAGACAAGUACUUGUCACCCGCAUCGAAACAGGCCCCCAUGCUGCUGACCACAAUAUGCCGACCAUGGAGGGAGGUCGCUGUGGGUACGCCCAGUUUAUGGUGCAGGUUACAUGUAGAACCCACUGGCAGAGAUUGGGAGAAGGCGGUUGCCUUCUAUCACUCAUGGCUCAGGCGAGCACGAAGACACCCGCUCUCAUUAGCAUUCAAAUGCUGGAACUCGUCUGAGCAAUUCAGCCUUCUUGAGCCAUACGUCAAACGAAUCUCGUCCCUCGCCGUCCGUGUUUACCACGAACCGGGAAAUUAUGAAACUUUGUUGAAAGACCUACCCCGGCUACCCGCACUUCAGGAGCUUGUCUUACAAGGUUCAACACUUUCACCUAGGAUGUCAAAAUCUAUCUCGCGACUGCCGUCCACUAUGCAUAGCCUCGAUGUCUCGGACAUGCCGGCGUUCGACAUCAGUCGCUUAUCUUGGCUCAAUCGUGUAUGGGUCCACCUGACGAACGUCAAGAUCUCCAUAAGUCACCCGGAUGCAUUACUCCACUUGCUCCGUCUAUGUCCAAACCUUUCCUCAUUAACGGCUCGCACAUCAUUCUACGAAGCGCAAAUCUUGGAGCCACUUACGCACGCCAACAUUCAAUCCUUAUCCGUCGUGAACCUCUCUGGUAACAUAGGGUGUUUAACUGGCCUGUUCAAUGCCUUGUCACUCCCCAAUUUGCGCGUUUUUGAAUUGUGGCACAGGGGAAGCAACCUAUGGUCUCACGAGGUUUUGAAGGCAUUUUUGGCACGGUCGAGGUGUUCCCUGGAGAGCCUGAUCUUCAGCGGUCAGCUGACGGUGACAGAGGUGCAGCGAGCGGAAUAUAUUGCGCUUAUUCCUUCUCUCAACGUCAUAGUGGGUCCCAGGAGUCAACACUUUUCAUAAGGGCUCAGCUGUUACCUGCAAAAUGAUUGUAGUACCACCGAUGCCUUCCACCACUUUUCUGAACCUCGCUCGUAUCAUCGGACACUGCUGGACCAACGACGUGCAAUACAGCGCGAGGAGCAUCCGAAGAUCAAGAGUAUUACCGCACCCAUGUUUGACCUUGACGCAGAGAUAGAUACAUGGAGUACAUCGCAGCGGGGUUUUGUUACCUACCUUCCUGUAUCGUACACAGACCAUACCACUGCUUCAAAGGCGAGAUCUAACUCUACGUGGACUCCCAGAAGGCUAUAAAGAUUUUUUCCCUACUUGUGGUUAAAGGUACAACUAAGCGAUAACGCUUCGCAACACCAUGGGUUUGUG